GACCGCUCUUUCCGGGUUUGCGAGCGGAAGUGGGCGAAUUUGAAUCCUGUGGGCCGUUGGAUGUGGCUGCUAGCGGUCGGCGUGCCCCGACGUAGAGCGGGCCGGGAAAAGUGGCACUGACGUUCUGGAACUUCUGCCCAGCUCUCCUUGUAAAAUGAAUGAAAGUAAACCUGGUGACUCACAGAACCUUGCUUGUGUUUUCUGUCGAAAUAAUGAUGACUGUCCUAAUAAAUAUGGAGAAAAGAAAACUAAGGAGAAAUGGAAUCUCACUGUACAUUACUACUGUUUGUUGAUGUCAAGUGGAAUUUGGCAGAGAGGCAAAGAAGAAGAAGGAGUUUAUGGUUUUCUAAUAGAAGAUAUCAGGAAGGAAGUGAAUAGAGCUUCUAAACUGAAAUGCUGUGUUUGCAAGAAAAAUGGUGCUUCAAUUGGAUGUGUUGCACCCCGAUGUAAACGAAGUUAUCAUUUCCCAUGUGGACUUCAGAGAGAAUGUAUUUUCCAGUUUACUGGCAAUUUUGCGUCAUUUUGUUGGGACCAUCGACCUGUUCAAAUAAUUACAUCUAAUAAUUAUAGAGAGUCCUUACCAUGCACCAUUUGCUUGGAAUUUAUUGAGCCUAUUCCAAGUUAUAACAUAUUACGAAGUCCUUGUUGUAAGAACGCUUGGUUUCAUAGAGACUGUUUACAGGUUCAAGCAAUAAAUGCGGGAGUGUUUUUCUUUAGGUGUACAAUAUGCAAUAAUAGUGACAUCUUUCAGAAAGAGAUGUUGAGAAUGGGAAUUCAUAUUCCUGAAAAAGAUGCUUCCUGGGAAUUAGAGGAAAACGCUUAUCAAGAGCUUCUGCAGCACUAUGAGCGUUGUGAUGUUCGAAGAUGUCGUUGCAAAGAAGGACGAGACUAUAAUGCACCUGAUAGCAAAUGGGAAAUAAAGCGCUGUCAGUGUUGUGGUUCCAGUGGCACACAUUUAGCCUGCUCCUUAUUACGGUCAUGGGAGCAAAAUUGGGAGUGUUUGGAAUGUAGGGGUAUUAUCUACAAUUCAGGAGAGUUCCAAAAAGCCAAAAAACAUGUAUUACCCAACUCUAAUAAUGUGGGGAUUACAGAUUGUUUGUUGGAAGAGUCAUCACCUAAAUUACCCAGACAGUCACCUGGAUCCCAGAGUAAAGAUCUACUGAGGCAAGGCAGCAAAUUUAGAAGAAAUGUAUCAACACUAUUAAUAGAGUUAGGAUUCCAAAUUAAAAAAAAAACUAAAAGAUUAUAUAUCAACAAAGCCAAUAUCUGGAAUAGUGCCUUAGAUGCAUUCAGAAAUCGAAACUUUAAUCCUUCAUAUGCAAUUGAAGUAGCCUAUGUUAUUGAAAAUGAUAAUUUUGGAAGUGAGCAUCCUGGAUCAAAGCAAGAAUUUCUGAGUCUCUUAAUGCAACAUCUUGAGAACUCAUCAUUGUUUGAAGGGUCCUUGUCAAAGAACUUGUCUCUAAAUUCUCAAGCUCUGAAAGAGAAUCUUUACUAUGAAGCUGGCAAAAUGCUUGCCAUUUCUUUAGUUCACGGUGGUCCUUCACCUGGUUUCUUUUCUAAAACCUUGUUUAACUGCCUUGUUUAUGGACCAGAAAAUACCCAGCCAAUUUUAGACGAUGUUUCAGACUUUGAUGUGGCACAGAUUAUAAUCAGGAUAAAUACUGCAACAACUGUAGCUGACUUAAAGUCAAUAAUAAAUGAAUGCUAUAACUACUUUGAGUUAAUUGGAUGUCUCAGACUUAUAACGACAUUAAGUGAUAAAUAUAUGUUAGUAAAAGACAUACUUGUCUACCAUGUAAUUCAGAGAGUCCACAUACCCUUUGAAAGUUUUAAGCAGGGUCUGAAAACCCUUGGUGUUUUGGAGAAAAUUCAGGCUUAUCCAGAAGCAUUUUGUAGCAUCCUGUGUCACAAACCUGAGAGUCUUUCUGCAAAAAUCCUAAGUGAGCUUUUUACAGUACACACAUUACCUGAUGUAAAAGCUUUGGGGUUUUGGAACAGUUACUUACAGGCUGUUGAAGAUGGUAAAUCUACAACAACAAUGGAAGACAUUCUUAUUUUUGCAACUGGUUGCAGUUCCAUUCCUCCAGCUGGAUUUAAACCCACUCCUUCAAUUGAGUGUCUGCAUGUGGAUUUUCCUGUUGGAAACAAGUGUAAUAACUGUUUAGCAAUUCCCAUCACCAAUACAUAUAAAGAGUUUCAAGAAAAUAUGGACUUCACUAUAAGAAACACUCUAAGACUAGAAAAGGAAGAAAGUUCUCAUUACAUUGGACAUUAAAAUGUUUCCUUGAACAAAGAGAAGCUUCUUUAAAAGCUGCUAUUGACAACUCUCUUUUAUUUCACUAACCUUUUCAUCAUCACUUUGAACAAACUGGUUAGCUUCUUGGCCUAAUAAAAUUUAUGAUACGAAUAUAAAGGAAUAUUAUAGCCACUUAGGCUAAAAAAAAUUUUUUUUUGUUAAAGCAUACUAGUCAAAAUAGGUGAUAAUUUCUCAUUUUCUUGAUAUACAUACUUCAUAAACCUCAAUAUAAAUACUCUCAAAAUGGUUGUAUGGAUUUUAUUUAGGUAUAGUAGCAUGGUUAAUAAAAGUAAAAACUGUUUUACUCA
This is a messenger RNA of Nomascus leucogenys (northern white-cheeked gibbon), 2604 nucleotides long. RefSeq names its product G2/M-phase specific E3 ubiquitin protein ligase (gene G2E3). Gene Ontology annotation, cellular component: nucleus. The record is from RefSeq and is a predicted model, not a curated record. Gene Ontology annotation, molecular function: ubiquitin-protein transferase activity. Lineage: Eukaryota; Metazoa; Chordata; Mammalia; Primates; Hylobatidae.